This is a messenger RNA of Botrytis deweyae, 394 nucleotides long. RefSeq lists its product as uncharacterized. Gene Ontology annotation, biological process: translation. NCBI's taxonomy places the organism in Eukaryota, Fungi, Ascomycota, Leotiomycetes, Helotiales, Sclerotiniaceae. The transcript is spliced from 3 exons. The coding region runs from base 151 to 306 and encodes 51 amino acids. Gene Ontology annotation, cellular component: ribosome; cytosolic large ribosomal subunit. The record is from RefSeq and is a predicted model, not a curated record. Gene Ontology annotation, molecular function: structural constituent of ribosome.
ACUUGAGCCUGAGAGCCUGAAGGCCGAUCGAAAGGGCAACCGAGAAAUAAAGCCCUCGUCAGAAUUUUUUGGUGUGUGAAUGCAUUGAACCUCUAUCAUCGGACUUUUGAUCCAGCACGACAACGACAAUAUCGACGCCGACUUUUCAAGAUGCCGUCCCAAAAGUCAUUCCGCACCAAGCAGAAGCUUGCGAGAGCCCAAAAGCAAAACAGACCCAUCCCACAAUGGAUCCGUUUGAGGACUGGUAACACCAUCCGAUACAACGCAAAGAGACGUCACUGGAGAAAGACUCGUAUCGGUCUUUAGAUGCAUUACCUUUCAACAGCAAAACAUUCCAUCUUCUCCUCAACCUCUACCCACGCUCAUACGAUUUUCUCUUUUUCCCGCUUCUCGC